Messenger RNA from Pocillopora damicornis (cauliflower coral), 5842 nucleotides. RefSeq names its product extracellular calcium-sensing receptor. Gene Ontology annotation, molecular function: G protein-coupled receptor activity. Gene Ontology annotation, biological process: G protein-coupled receptor signaling pathway. The record is from RefSeq and is a predicted model, not a curated record. Lineage: Eukaryota; Metazoa; Cnidaria; Anthozoa; Scleractinia; Pocilloporidae. Gene Ontology annotation, cellular component: membrane.
UUGGUAUCGUUUAUACUGUACUUCAAAUUCGUUCACUCAAAUUCAUUCAUUCAAAGAUAUAAGAAACUAGACUCAUGAUAAACAUUAAGUAUACCCACAUUUCAUACCAAAAGGUGGUUUGCAAUGCAUUUUAGGGCGAUUUGUGAUUUUCAGUAAUGUGAUUGUUGACAUCAACCUUCCUCGUCUUAUGCUUGUGUUCAGUCAGUCUUUUUGUAAGGUUUCUGCCAGUCUCUUCGAUGUAGAGGGCUUGGCAGUCGGCCGAGCAGUUGAUCCUAUAAACCGCUCCCUGUCUGUUCUCUAGAUCAUCACGGCAAAACUGACCAAUCGGGUUUUACGAACCGGACUUUGAACUUCCGACUAACAAAAACUACCCACUUGACUUUGAUGAUGACUUCCGCUCAGGUUAAAGAAAACUCAGUCACUACAACCGAUAACAGUCUUUCUCACGACUUCAAUGAAGCCAUUUACUGUUCGACUAAAACUCUAUUGUUUUAUUUAUAUUUACCAAAGAGAAGGAGCUAUAGCUAACAGUGAAACGUUUUUAAGAAUAGAUUGGGGUAGUGAUGUUAGCUUUUCGUGUUGGAAUAUCAUUUUGUGAUAAUAAUUUUAAUAGAGCUUUUAAAAUCAUGGCAAUUAUUUUUACAUUAGCGUUCAGCGUUUGUAUGUCAGUUCUUCAGCCUUACGUGCCAUCGAGUUGAAAAAUGAUUAUGCAGAAAAAUUCUCAAUAUUGAUACUAGAUACCUCUAAGAGAUGACCAUCGAUGCGAUUUGGAGUAUAAUUGAAAAAUUCGACUUGGAAAAUUACCAUUUUCAAUGCGCCUUUCUAUGAGUGUUUUAUUUCCGUCUAUUUGUUCAAGAUAUCGGAAAUUAAAGUAAAUUUUUAGGUGAUUUGAAUCAUGUUCCCAACAAGAUUUGCAAACUAAUGCUGCUAUUUUUCGUGAUCAGUGAAAAAUUGAAUGAGAAAACAAUUUUAGUUAAAAGAGCCGCGUCUGAAACAGUUAUAUUCAAGGAGAUUUUCUGUCGUGAUUCAUCAACUUACGAUUUCCUGAAGCUAUUAUUUUGCAGGUUCGCCUUUUUUUAUAUUCACGCCAAGGAAAAAAACCUGAUUGAAAUAUCAAUCUAAAACUUUGAAAGAAUCAAAUUAGGCACGAAUCACCUGUCUGACUUUUAAAGUAUAAUAAAACAUUGAGAUGUGUUGGGUUUGUUAGGCAAUUUCGGUGAGUCUCUUGUUAUGCCACUGAAUGUCUGAAUUAAACUCAUGCUUGAUUUUCAAAGCUUCGCUCUUCUUUUCUUUUUAUCUUUCCGAGUUGCUGCGUUGUUUCAGUGUGAAUACUUGUUAUUUAGUUGUUAUAGUGGUUAGGCUUCUCUAUAAUUGUAAAAAUACUUCUUGCUCGCGUUUGAUUUGUUUGCACUGCUGUGGGCGUCAUGUCACGAACGUUUGGGAAACAUAGAACCCUCCAGCUGAGUUGAACUUUCAAGUCUCGUGAAUCUAUGAACAUUUUCAAUUGUUUGACUGCCUUGAGUUAUAUACUGUAUUCACUAAAAAAAUGCGUUGAUCUAUCCUUCAAGUAUUUUCAGGUUAACGAGGGAAAACAUCUAAAGUAUUCGGUUUCUCAAUCCAUGUUAAUUUCCGGAACUUUCACUCAGGAAUAGAAUGGCUUUCUUUUGCUGUCGUUGUUCUUUUCACCGCUUGUUGGACGAAUAACAUUUCUUUUUUUGUUCUUUUUUUUGGCAUGUGAUAUUCGUCACAGAUUAAUUUUUGCUAUGCGGCCUUUUUCUCAUUUAAAAUGGAAUUAAUGAAAGAUCUCGUGAGGACACUGUCAAUUUUGGUAUAAAUAUAAAAGAGAGCGUAAGGAAUACUUAGUUAUUUUUGAACGCGGCGUUCUAUUUUUUCUAUUUUUUUUUUUCCUUAUUUCGAAGUCAGAGCCGAAGGGGGUUGUCCAAGCUUCAUCCUGUUUUAUUCAAUUCAGUUUUAAUAUCGGCAACAGUGAUCUUUAAGUGUCCAUAGUUUAGUCUAAAUCGCUCCAGUAGAACCAGACUACAUGCUUUUGAAGACUCAAGCGCAUACACAGAGCGGCGCUGGGCGAAAGAUCUAUAAAUUAUAUAAACCAAUCUUUGGGAAAACCAUUUAAGUUGCACGCUUUUUUCCCCCUAAUUCUCUCAUUCGAAGCGUCUUGCAUGCAAUAGAUCACUGACAUGGAAUUAAUAUGAAUAUUUCGUUUCAUUUCAAAUGCAGUCGCGGCAUCCUUUUUUGCAUCUUCGUAACAGGUUUGCACCUGUUUGUUUUUUGCUUUAUUUCCCCCUCACAAGAACGAGUGCCAUUUGUAAACACGUUCCACCCUCCAGUUAGUUAUUUUAUAGCCCCUAAUGGGCUUUCUCUAGUGGUUGGCUGAAUCGUUUAUUUACCACCGACUUGAAGUGUUGUCAAAAUUGAUUUGUGUAUAUGACAGCGCAAAUAAUAAACUAUUCGGCAAGCUACUCGGAAAUUAUGAAGUAUUCUUCCGACAUCAACAGCACAAAGACCGACUGAGAAUCAACGGAAUCCUCUCAUUUUGCAGAGUGUUGUAAUUUUCGCCGAGAAUUUUCUCCGAGGCCGUGCAGAGUUUGUGACUUUGUCAAGGCUUAUUUAGCUGGGCGGAUUUUAACUUUUGCGAGAACGAUUUUACAUUUUCUACAUUGUAGAAGCGAGGUUCCUCGAGAAAGAGCUUAUUUAACUGCCUGAGAGAAAAAAAUUUUCUUUUUUUAGGAAAAUUUGGAAGACCUUCAAGGUUCGGACUAAUUUCCACGUACGGGUAGCGAUUUGUUUUUGGCAAUUUAAAUGCGGAUUCAUUUAAAUAUUUAAAAAAGAUCGUUAAGUGCACCAAACAAGUAGCUAGUUCCUGCUUUAUUCUUCUGGGGUCUUCUUAGUCAACAUGAGAGUUUCACUGGCGCUCUUUGUGCUAGCGUUUUGUUUACAAGCUGAUUCUGCAAUUGGUCGUUGGAGAAGAUUCAAAGAAGGGAAUUUCAUCAUCGGAGGGCUUUUUCCCAUAACCGAAGGGCCGGAGUGCAACAAAGUGCGGAGCGAAGGAUUACUGCUCGCUGAGGCGUUUUUUUACACAAUAAACAAUGAUUCGAUUUAUAGCGGUGCAGUUCUUGGAUAUGAUAUCAGAGACAGUUGUUCGAGCCCUGAGGUGUCUGUGAAAGAGGUUCUAGAUAUUUUGAGACACGAAAAUGAUGGAACAUUAUCUGAAAACUGCUCAUUGAAGAACGCACGCAAACAAUGUGGAGUGCUCGCGUUUGUGGGACCAGAUUUGUCUGGCAACGCUGUCGUUACAAGUGUCAUAUUGAGCGCUUAUGGGGUACCUCAGAUCAGUUACGGAGUUUCCAGCUCACUUCUCAACGACAGGUCAAUCUUCAGAACGCUUUUCCGCACGUCUUUUUCUGAUAAACAAGUUGCGGCGGUGUUGACGAGUCUUAUAACUUCUUUCGGAUGGUCUUGUAUAAAUAUCAUAAGUUCGAAAGAACGUUUUCACCGUGGAAUAAUGGGAAACCUAAAACGGGACCUUAAAAAACGCGACAUCUGCAUUGCCUUACAUGAAGCCGUCGGUAGUGGUGAAAUUUCGAGUAUUGUAAUGGCAAUCAAAGUUCGUAGGAGUGUUUUCGUAAACGUUGUUUUAGGAAGCGAGGAUUUUAUUUCCAAGAUUUUCAGCGAAGCACGGAGAAAAAAUUUGACAAAAAGAGUGUGGAUUAGAGCUGACAUGUCAAACGAGCGAUCCCGAUUGGUUGAAAGCUACGGUGACGUCAUGGACGGAAUGCUGACCGUGUCUGUGCCCAAAGAAGACUUGGGCAAGUUUAAAAAUGUCGUCAGCAUAUUGGCGAAAAACGUUUCAGAAAUGUAUUGCACUUGGAUUGAAAAAGACAGCCGCUGGUCCGCUGUCUGUAGAAAUCGUAGCAGUGAGCAAUCGGUCGGCUUGCAGGGUGUGUCAUUGGACAAAACUGCUUACGUCAUGAAUGCAGUUCUUGCAGUCACGCAGACAGUGAAGAAAGUUACCCAGUGUACUAGGAAUAGUGUGCAAAGCAGUUUUAACUGCUUGAGGGGGAAUUUUACGCUGCAGUAUGCGCGGGAACUUGUUUUGAAGAACUUAGAGAAGAUUACUUUUAGAAAUAGUCAAAAUACUAAUAUAUCCUUCACCUCUAACCGAGAAUUGAAUAAAGAAUUUGAUAUCAUGAACGUGCAUGCCAUCUGCAAUAAAACCAUAGCGACUACCCGAGUAGGAAAAUGGACCAGAGAGCAGAGACUGGUAAUAAAUGAGACUGACAUUCAAUGGCCUGGUAAAGAAUACAGAGUCCCUUAUUCUGGAUGCCGGGAGCGCUGCCCCUUGGGUACCUAUACCAAAUAUGGUUGGGAGACAUGCUGGUGGAACUGUCAUAAGUGUCCUAAGGGGACCUUUAAUGAUAACCACACCGCGACCCUUUGUAAAGUUUGCCCGAAGCACCAAAUGCCAAAUGAGCUUCAGACUGGUUGUGUAGACAAACCUCUCGCAGUGUUAGUCUUCGGAGAAAUGCUAACAGUUACUCUACUCUCCGCGUGUGGACUGGGAGAGAUUCUUACAUUGCUUGUGUUGGGUGUUCUGGUGAGAUAUCAGGACACCCCUGUUGUCAAGGCAACGAAUUUAACUUUUACGGUCUUGUCCUUGUUAGUGCUUGCUGUUUGGUUCCUGAAUCCGGUUCUCUACAUCGGUAAGCCAUCUGACAGUGUUUGCAAAUUGAGAACCGUGUCGUUCGCAGUUUUGUACACCACUAUCACUGCGGUUUUAUUGACCAAGACGAACCGUUUGAUUAAGAUUUUUUCUGCUCUCAAGCAGCAUUGUUUCCUCAGCAACUGCUGGUACGGUUUCUUGACAUGCGCACUGAUUCUUGUGCAGAUUGGUUUGAGCGUGUUUCACCUUCUGGUUUUCCCGCCAAGAGUGACUUAUGAUUACAGCGUCGCGGGCGCUUUGUUUAUGUCAUGUGAGCACAAUUUGGCUGUUGAUUUGGCUUCGUUAGGUUAUGACUCAUUUCUCGCGAUGAUAUGCUCGUAUCUUGCCUACAAAUCGCGUAAUCUGCCGAGAGCUUAUAACGAAUUUAAAUGGAUAUGUCUCAGCAUGUUUACAAACUUUUUAUCGUGGACUGCUAUUUUAAUUUGCCAUCACACGUCGUUUCAUGGAAGGGAGAGCUACAUCUGCGCAAUAAUGGCGCUAAUUUUGGGAGCAUAUUCAAUGCUUUUCCUUCUGUUUCUUCCAAAAGUUCGUGUAAUUUUUUUCCGGCCGGAAAAGAACACGAAGCAGGCAGCGAUAGAAAGCACAAGGCGUUACUCAAUUGACCAGGCUUCUGGGAUUGAUCUAUCGCCGAUUCAGGGAAUGACGCUGAGACGGAACACAUCGCCAGCGUGUCUAGCGUUUCAGUUUAUGAAUGGAUCUAUGAACAAGCUACCAGUUGUGAAACAAAACUUGGGACCGAGGCGCUCUCAAGGGUCAAUUAUUGCGACCAUAAAAGAGUUGCCCGAGGAGAGAAAAUCAAGCGUCUAAAAUUCUGUAUCGUUGUCCCAACAAUUUUUGCAUGGAAAGAGCAAACGUACGUAGAAGGAGGUGUUUGUGUAUGCACGUCCGCGAAGGAGGGUCGGAAUGGCCUGUUUUUUCCCGAUCUUGUUAAAAGAAUCUAAAGAGCCGCGUCAUAGUUUUUCAAUGGUGAUUCUAUAUUGAUCCUACGUUAAAGUUAUUAUAGGUCCGUCAUUUUUAAUCCGUGUUAUACCACGGUGUAACUUCUCCCAACAGUAUUGGUUCAUUGUUAACCAACAAGUCGAUGAGAAGAAAUAGAAACAUCAA